GGGUUGGCGACAAAAAUUAAAAAAUAAUCAUGUUAAUUUUAUACAUACUUGUGAAUUGGAUAAAAAGUGUGAGAAACAUUUAGAAUUUUAUAAUAAGUAAUAACUUUCUAUGGAAAUAUUUAACUAUUGCAUGUCUUUAUUUCCAUCUACAAAAAAGUGUACCAAUGUGAUGUCGUUUGCGUUGAUCUACGAAAAAGAAAUCUGCAGAAUUAUCUGAAAAAUUUUGAAUCAGAAAAUCUUUUGGUUUUUUUUUUGAAUGGAUGGAAAAUGGAAGAUAAUUAACUUGAGAGUAGAUGGAGAUUUUGAUCUCUGUAUGAUGUUUAAUCUAUUGUUUAGUUCUUUAUCCAAUCCAAACUAAUUUAAAAGAGAAAUUGAUGUAAAAAUUAUUGGGUGAUUUUUGAGAGUACAAAAAACUAGUUUUUAUUCAGAAACUCUUCAAAAUUAAUAAAUAUGGGAAUCUGCAGGUUAUGUUUACAAACAGAGGGUGAGAAAAUGAUGUCUCAAAAGGUUUUAGAAUUAUUGAAAAAAUAUAUACCUGGCAUGUAUUCCAUUGUGAGAAAUCUAGACCUUCUAUUAUGCGAAAUAUGCUUUACAAACAUUGAAACCCUCAGUGCGUUUGUGGGCACAAUAAAUGAUACCAACGAAAAGAUCAAAGCAGCUAAAGAGGCAACUGCAGAUAAAAUUGAUUUAACGAGGUUGGUACAAACAAACAAUAACUGCCAAGGAAAAGUGAGUUCUGCUUGUAGACUCUGCUUGAAGAUUAUAUUUAUGCCUCAAAUAUUUCUUUAUGAAAAUGAAUCUAAUGUUUUACGCCAUGAUUUAAUUCUCGAAAUGUGCCAGAUAUGCAUGAUAUCAAUGGAUCUGGAACUGUCUGAACAUCCAGUGAUGUGUUGGGAAUGUUGGGAAAACCUGCAGAUAUGCUACAGCUUUAAAAAGAGCUGUCUAGAUAUAGACAAGAAAAUUACAUCAUACCGUACAAUUUUCUGUCUCACCAAGAAAGACAUAACAGAAAACAUUUUUACAGAAAUGUGCAAUUACUUUUCCCAAAAUCUCGAUGAUGAUCUGAUAAAAUUGAGUAGGAUUAUUGAAAAAGAGGAUGAACUGUUAGAAAAUUGUCUAGAUGUGAGCAGGUAUACUUUAAGAAACAAUGUGAAGAGGGAAUAUAAACGAGAAGACUGUAGCAAUAAUGAUAAAGUUUGUGAAAACAAAAUAAUGCCCAAAAGUAAUUCAAAAAGACGUAGGCAUUGUUUUACAGAAGAGGAUGAUAACUUUUUACUGGAAGCUUACAAGGGUGUAAAUAAUACAGAAAAUAGUCUCAGAAAGACAAUAUGGCCUCAAAUCCAAAUGAAAUGGUUGGCAUCCUUUCCUGAUAAACCUUUGACAAUUUGUUCAAUAAUUGCAAGGAUAAACCGACUUCUUCAAAAAACUGGAGAAAUCAAGAGAGCUAGGCGAAAAAAAAUCCUUCCAAGACCUCCCAAGAAACCUUUUGUUUUACAAAAUAUUCUAUUAGUGCCCGCUAUUAAUAAAGCUGCUGUUGAAUAUAAAGAAUCAUUUACUGAAGAUAUACCAUCACUAAAGAUGGAAUCCUUAUCCAACGAAGAGGUUCAUCUAACAGAGUUUAAGCUAGAGCCUUUAUCAGACUGUCCCCCAUCUGACAGUGAUUCAGACAGUGAGUCACUGCCUAUACCUGAUUUAGAAAGAAUGGAUGUACGUGAUAGUAGUAAUGUUUGGAUAAAUGUAUCGAGAGAACUAGAAGAGGAGGAGGAGGAGGAGGAGAAAGAUGAUGAUUCUGAAUGUGUCAUUGUGAAAUAUUACAAACAGUUCUUAAGCACCACAAAGAUGUAUGCUGACAAAUCAGUUACCACCUACAAAUGUAACGGCUGUGAUUUUGAGACCAAAUGCCAGUACGCGGCUGACUGCCAUACAAGUUGCAAUAAUUUGGAAUGUGAAUAUUGUUCGUUUGAGACGUCCAAACUUUCUACACUGAUACAGCAUACUUCAGAAGUGCAUAAAUUCGACAUUGAAGAUGAUGAUAUUCCAGAAUUGACUCCAUUUGCAAUAUAGGCCUGUGGCAAUAAUGGGUGUGUGUUUGCUGUGAAGAUUUCAAAAAGAUUAUAGGUUAAGUUAGGUUAGAAAAGUUAAAGUCAUUGUGAUUUUCAUAAGAAUGAUAUUUUUGUUUUGUUUUUUAGUUUUAUUAAGUGCUGAACGCUUAUAAUGUUGUUUUAUUUUUGUUUAAUAUGUUUUGCAGCAUUCUUUGACUUGAAUACCCCACUUUCCUUUCAUUAGUUGUCUUCAAGGAUUAAUUUGUCUGCAUAGCUUUGUUUAAAUUGAUUAUAUUAGAUAAAAUAGAACAGUCAAAAAACUAUUUUCAAAUCAUUGGAAAGUAGUGUCCAAUACAGCAUUAUUUGGCUGAUAAGUUCUUCAAUCCAUUUGUUGUUCAUUAGCUGUCCAAAACAAUAUGAAGAAUUAUGGAUGCAAAAUGUUAGUAGAAAAUAAUAUAAUUUGAUUCCAAUAAACCACACAGAGAAUGUGUAGAAACAGACUGUAUCACAGAUUUUAUUAUUUUUUGGUUUUAUUUUGAAUAAAAUUUUAUUUUAUA
Messenger RNA from Diabrotica virgifera virgifera (western corn rootworm), 2599 nucleotides. RefSeq lists its product as uncharacterized. NCBI's taxonomy places the organism in Eukaryota, Metazoa, Arthropoda, Insecta, Coleoptera, Chrysomelidae. Gene Ontology annotation, cellular component: nucleus. Bases 451 to 2064 code for a protein of 537 amino acids. Gene Ontology annotation, molecular function: zinc ion binding. The record is from RefSeq and is a predicted model, not a curated record. The transcript is spliced from 8 exons.